AUGGAGUUGAUGGAGUUUUUGUGCCCUGAUUCUCCUUAUGUGUGGGAUCUUAAUGGAGUUUCAGGGUGUUUUAACAAUCUAUAUCCUUCGAUUAACGUGCUGGGGUUCGGAGUCAACUUGCUCACUGUGGUUAUUGUAAUUCUGCUUGCGGCUACGGAUAGGAACCGAAAACAAUGGAGGAGGAUACAUCGAUCGGUAAAGACAUCUCUCUCCAUUUUGACCGCUUUUGGAGUGUGUGGUGCGUUCUUCGGCUUAAGUAUUCUCUUGAUGAGUGCCAAACCUGUUCGUUAUCAUGAAUGGUUGUAUGCAGGCUCACAGCUGUCGGUUUGGGUGGUUGUUCUUAUCGUGUGUAGAGGCGAAAGUUGGCUGCAUGUUUUAUGUAGUCAAAUUCUCUGUUUCUGGUGGAUCGUAAAACUCCUACUUUUGAUACUACGGCUAAAAGUACUACUUUCUUCAACUCAGGUGAUUUGUUUGACUGAAGUUGUAACAUGGAUUGAGGAAAUUUGUCUGGCUGUCAUCGAUAUCGUGUUUGGAGUACUAAUUAAUAUAAUCAGAAUGAAGGCUGCAUUUUCAGGACAUAGUUGGUACCGGAUUAUUAAAUGUUUGAAGUUUAAUUGCACAGGUACCAAAAGUCCUGAUGGUUACGUUCUGGCAAUAUCCUUGGGUUUGGUAUCCAUUUUAAAAUCAUUCCUUGACACACAAUAUACUUUUCGUCUCGCACAACUUAGGCUGAAGUUGAGAUCUAGUAUCAUGACUAUUAUCUACCGGAAGUGCCUUUGUGUUAGCUUAGCCGAGAGAUCAAAGUUUUCCGAAGGAGAAAUUCAAACGUUCAUGUCCGUAGAUGCAGACCGAAUUGUAAACCUAAGCAACAGCGUUCACGAUAUGUGGAGCUUGCCUUUACAAAUAGGUGUUGCUCUGUAUUUACUAUACAAACAAGUCAAGUUUGCCUUUGUUGCUGGACUAGCCAUAACUAUUCUGCUAAUUCCAGUUAACAAAUGGAUAGCGAAUCUAAUUGCGAAUGCCACUAAAUGUAUGAUGGAGCAAAAGGAUGAAAGGAUUCGAAAGACAGCUGAACUACUCACAUAUAUUCGUACUUUGAAAAUGUACGGCUGGGAGCUUCUCUUCGCCAGCUGGUUGAUGAAUACGAGGUCCUCUGAAGUUAAAUACUUAUCGAUCAUGAAUUGGCUCCUCAAACUCAAGCUCAUUCAUUUAAAACUGUUGUUUUGUCAGACAAGAAAAUAUCUGGAUGCUUGGUGCGUGUUCUUUUGGGCAACGACACCCACUCUCUUCUCUUUGUGCACGUUCGGACUCUAUUCCUUAAUGGGCUAUCCGCUCGAUGCUGCAACUGUUUUCACCUGCCUAGCUCUGUUUAACAACUUGAUCUCCCCCCUUAACUCUUUCCCUUGGGUCAUCAAUGGCUUGAUAGAUGCAGCUAUAUCUACUAGACGAUUGAGCAAGUAUCUCUCCAGCUUUGAAAAUGAUAUUGAGCACGGAAGUUCAUCCCCAAAUGUUGUUGGUGAUAAAUUUGGAUCUAAAGAGCCGGCUGUUGCUGUACGUGAUGCAUCAUGUGCAUGGUCGAGCUGUGAUGAGAAGGAAUUUAAUUUGGUCUUGGAAUGUGUAAACCUUUAUGUUCAGAAAGGGUUCAUGGUCGCCAUAAUAGGAGAGGUAGGAUCGGGUAAAUCGUCUCUUUUAAACUUGCUCCUUGGGGAAACUAGGCUUAUCAAUGGAUCGACACAUCUAAAUGGCUCAAAAGCAUAUGUACCACAGGUCCCCUGGAUAAUGUCUGGGACUAUCCGUGAUAAUAUUUUGCUCGGAAAGGACUAUGAUCAGAAAAGAUACUUGGAUGUGUUACAGGCAUGUGCUCUGGAUCUCGAUAUUUCGCUAAUGGUGGGAGGUGAUAUGGCUCAUAUUGGUGAAAAAGGGACCAAUUUGUCGGGAGGACAAAGAGCUCGCCUGGCCCUUGCAAGGGCUCUUUAUCACGCCACAGAUAUAUACCUGCUUGAUGAUAUCCUGAGUGCGGUUGAUUCACAUGUCGGCCGCUCAAUUUUGCAGAAUGCCUUACUUGGACCUGUUAUGAACGGAAAAACACGCAUUCUCUGUACACAUAAUAUCCAGACAAACUCCAUAUUGCAGGCAAUACAAUCGGCUGAUUUGGUAGUUGUGAUGGAUAAAGGACGAGUGAAGUGGGUAGGAAGUCCAUCAGAUUCGUCUAUUUCUUCCUACAUCUCGUUUCUAUCUCUAGACGAGGUGAACACAUCCACCGGAAUACAAAACAACAAAAAAUUACCAAUUGAAUUAGAACAAAACCAAGAAGAAGAUUGUAUAAGCACUUCCAGUGACGCCCAGGGUGUCGUUGAGGCCGAGACACGAAAAGAAGGAAGUGUUGAGGCAACAGUAUACAAAAAAUAUGCUACAUUUGCUGGUUGGUUGGUUACAGUAAUGACAUUCGUCUCGGCAAUUUUGAUGCAAGCUUCUCGUAAUGGAAAUGAUCUGUGGCUCUCAUUUUGGGUUGACACCACAGAAGACAGCCCAAGCAAGUAUUCAACCACUUUCUACCUGGUCAUACUUGGCAUAUUUUGCUUGGUGAAUUCAUCGUUAACUUUAGUGAGGGCAUUUUCGUUUGCAUUUGGUGGUCUACGAGCCGCUAUUAGAGUGCAUGACCAGUUACUACAGAAUCUUACUGAUGCACCUAUUGGCUUCUUUGAUCAGACCCCAAGUGGAAGAAUAUUAAACAGGUUUACGAUACGUCAUGUUCUUGCUGCUACUGAUACCGUUUUGGUUUAUUUACAGCAGAUUGCAGAUAGUUUUCUUAAAAUAAGUAUUCAGACUAUAUAUGCCAUCGACCAAUUGAUUGUGAAUAGUAAGAAUCGUACAAACACGGCAAAAGGGUUUGAAUAUCAGAUUACUAAACACAAGAAGUUCCAGUUCUACUACAGGUCAACAUCACGCGAACUGCGAAGACUGGACAGUGUGUCCCGUUCGCCUAUCUACGCAUCAUUUACAGAGACAUUGGAUGGUUCUUCAACUAUUAGAGCUUUUAAUUCUACGGACUUGUUUCUAUUUAGAUUCAUGAAGCACAUGGGAAUAUAUCAGCGAACUUCUUACACAGAAGUCAUCGCAAGUUUAUGGCUUUCCCUUCGCCUUCAGUUGUUGGCAGCAUUUAUCGUCUCAUUUGUUGCCGUGAUGGCCAUUGUUGGAACACACGGAUAUAUCCCUGUCAAUUUGGGUACACCGGGCUUGGUUGGUCUGGCUCUUUCUUAUGCUUCCCCUAUUGUGUCCUUGUUGGGAAGCUUCUUGACGAGCUUCACCGAAACAGAGAAGGAGAUGGUUUCUGUUGAAAGGGUCCUUCAGUACAUCGACAUCCCUCAGGAAAAGUUGUCCGGUGAACAACCAUUAACUCCAAACUGGCCAUUGAAAGGAGAGAUACAGUUUCAAAACGUUGGAAUUGUUGGAAGAACGGGCGCUGGAAAAUCGAGCAUCUUGAAUAUUCUAUUCCGUCUCAACCCAGUUUGUGGUGGGUGUGUUCUAGUGGAUGGGUUAGAUAUUGCUCGAAUUCCCGUUAGAGAUCUUCGGUCUAGCAUUGCUAUCGUUCCUCAGAGCCCUUUCUUGUUUGAAGGAUCAUUAAGAGCCAAUUUAGAUCCAUUUGAGAUGAGUAGCGAUGAGAAAAUAUGGAACAUUCUAGAAAAAUGCUGUCUCAAGGAGGAGAUUGAAGCUGCUGGGGGAUUGGAAAUUCAUGUAAAGGAAUCUGGAACUACAUUUUCAGUCGGGCAACGACAGCUUCUUUGCCUUGCACGAGCACUUCUCAAAUCUUCCAAGGUACUCUGCAUGGACGAGUGCACGGCCAACGUGGACACUCAAACAGCUUCUAAGCUGCAGACAGCUAUUUCGAGUGAAUGCCAAAGCAGAACUGUACUCACGAUUGCUCAUCGCAUUUCCACUGUUGUAACCAUGGACACCAUCUUCGUUUUGGAUCAAGGGAUACUGGUCGAACAGGGGGACCCACAGGUCCUUGCGCGUGACAGCUUGUCCAGGUUUUCGGGUUUUGCCAGGGCAUCAGCUAUGUAGUUUUCGAGAUUCUGUUGGCGAAAUAGCAGUCGUGACUUGACUAGUAUUUGAUCCCAGAAUGUGAUGUUUUAGAUAUAUCCUUGAUAAGUGUAUCUUUAAACAAUUUAGGCAGUGUCCUUUGGUUUUGAUGAUAUUAAUGUUUUCUAGAUGAACGUUAUUUGAUGCACUUGAUAGAAGAUAGCCUAUUUUGAUAAAUUGUAGAUGAUAAACGUAUUUCUAACGACAUUAUGCAUUAUUAUUAAUCUUAUGCACAAUCUCAUAUGGACCAUACUUCUUUGGUUGCGUGAUAAGUCGAAAAUAUGUGUUUCUAUUAUAGUAAAAUAGUGAGUUUGUAUUAGAUAUUUGUGCUUAAGUGACGUGUUUUCGACUUUAUAAUAUGUCUUCGAGUAGAAUCUACCAUUGUUGAUAUUUUGAUGCAGUUAGAUCGUAUGAGCUCGACUAGGUGCACAUAUAACCAACAUGGCAGCGCUGAUAUUUGUAGAACAUGGCCAUGUCAGUAUACACGGAGGUGCACAGCGUAUCAGUUCUUAACAUGGGCCUGUUCACACUAAGCCCAAUAGCAAUAAUA
This is a messenger RNA of Striga asiatica, 4633 nucleotides long. Lineage: Eukaryota; Viridiplantae; Streptophyta; Magnoliopsida; Lamiales; Orobanchaceae. The record is from the annotation of a GenBank genome assembly.